Pistacia vera is the source of this 348-nucleotide messenger RNA. RefSeq names its product inactive leucine-rich repeat receptor-like serine/threonine-protein kinase At1g60630. NCBI's taxonomy places the organism in Eukaryota, Viridiplantae, Streptophyta, Magnoliopsida, Sapindales, Anacardiaceae. The transcript is spliced from 2 exons. Bases 19 to 348 code for a protein of 109 amino acids. The record is from RefSeq and is a predicted model, not a curated record.
UUGUGUUAUUACAAAAGGAUGCAAGGAAAAGAAAAAGCAAAAGCUGAACAAGAAGUGGAUAGGUUUGUGGAGUUAUCAGGGAAGAAAAUGGCGACUUUGUGGAGUUCAGAGGAUCCUGAGAGAACCGUGGAAUUGGAAUUUUUGGACAGGACCAUACCAGUUUUUUACUUGGAUGAUUUACUAAGGGCAUCAGCAAAAGUUUUGGGCAAAGGGAAGCUAGGUAGUACAUACAAAGCAACCCUGGAAUUGGGUUCUGUGGUUGUUGUGAAGAGAGUCAAAAACAUGAACGGUUUGAGCAAAAAAAGAAUUUAUCCAGCAGAUGUCGUUGCUGGGAAAGAUGAGACAUGA